AUGAAGGUUCGCAGUGAAGGUAUGGUUGCGAUUUGUGUGGCUUCCUCAGACAUCACCGCUCUUUUGCUCAGCGGUGGUCGAAUGGUUUAUUCAACAUUUAAAAUUCCCAUUAACGUCAAUGAUAGUUCAUUUUGUUCAAUUGAAAAAAACUCUGCUCAUGCUAAUUUAAUAUGUUGCACAUCCCUUAUUAUUUGGGAUGAAGUAUUAAUACAACAUCAUCACUUUGUUGAGGCAGCUGAUCGCACCUUACGAGAUAUUUGUGAUGAUCAACGUUCAUUUAGAGGAAUUACAGUUGUAUUCAGCAGUGAUUUCUGUCAAACUUUGCCUGUUGUUGUUAAGGGCUCUUGGGAACAAAUUGGAAAUGACGUUAAUAAAUCUAAAGUUGCCAUUCCAGAAAACAUAAGAGUUAGUCCUGAUUUAAAAUCUCUUAUCGACGCAGUUUAUUAUAACAUCGGUGUCGAAGGUAUAUGCACUAAUCAAUAUCUUAAGGACUGGAUAAUACUCUCCUCACGCAAUGAUGAUGUUGAUACUAUUAACCGUACCAUUCUUAACAUCUUUCCUGAAAAUAAACAGACAUAUUUAAGUUUGAAUAAUGUUGUUAUAGAGGAAGGUGCUGAUAAUAUUGGAAAUAUCUAUCCCGUUGAAUACCUAAAUUCUCUUAAUCCUGCUGGUAUGCCACCGUCAAAACUUGAUCUCAAGAUUGGAUGUCCUAUUAUACUUUUUCGCAACCUUUCAUCUUAUCAGGGUCUUUGCAAUGGUUCUCGCUUAGUUGUAACAAGACUUACAGAUCAUAUAGUUGAGGUUGCAUUUUAUGCG
Molecule: messenger RNA, 816 nt
Organism: Acaulospora morrowiae
Lineage: Eukaryota; Fungi; Glomeromycota; Glomeromycetes; Diversisporales; Acaulosporaceae
Source: the annotation of a GenBank genome assembly